AUGCCGAGAGCUCAUGCCUCUGAUGGGGUCGAUGAGAAACGUUUGGAACGUCGCAAAUAUCAAACAUUUUUGCAUCAUGAGAAAAAAUCGUAUAUUCAACAGAUGGCGGAACUUCUUCUUCCUCCCGACAUGAUCAACCAAGAUACUAGAAUCGUUUUGAGAGCGAUCCGAGAGAUAUUAGAGAAGAAAUUUCCCGAAAAAAUCGGCAAAGAGAAUGGAUGCUUGUUCCGUAGAACGGUAGAAUUUGAUGGUGUCAGAAAAUCAAUCUGGGCUCCGUGUGAUCCGUCGAAGAAUGCACAACUAUUUGAAGCCAAAAAUGGAGGAGUCAAAAAUUAUAGAGUAAAAGUGGAAGUGAAAGAAGAACCAGAUUCGGGCGAUAACAUAUCACUGCAAAAAGUCAAUCCAAUGAUCAAGACCGAGUUGAAUCCAGAAGAACCUAACGUAGACCACAUAAACCCACUAAUGCAAGUUGCUCCACCGCCAGUUCAACAAGUGUAUCAUUUCCCCUUCCACUACAACCCAGGAGUUCUUCACUUUUUCAAUUCCAUGCUACACCCUCCUCCUAACCCCACACUGAUGUUUGACGCCGUCUAUCCAGAGCAAAGAGACGUUUUCGGAAAUAUUUCUUUUCAUCAAAAAUUGGAAUACGAUCGUGUCAACGCUGAAUUGGCAGCUUUGAUGCCCCAACCAAGCAGGAAUAUGGGUAAUAUGUUCCAUCCGCAGUUCGGCACAGUCUCGCCAAAUCGAUUCAUGCAUUGGCAACCCGUUCCUUAUUAUCCACCACCCAGCAAUCUGAAUGGCAUCAAUCUCUUGGUCCAACCAAAUUUCCAUUUCGAAGAAGAACAUAACUGGACAUUGAUGGCAAGCCCACCGGGACCCCCACUUACAGAAGAUGAAGCAGCUGGUUUCGAAUUUCCGGAUUUAAAACUUUAA
Caenorhabditis briggsae is the source of this 933-nucleotide messenger RNA. The transcript is spliced from 4 exons. The record is from RefSeq and is a predicted model, not a curated record. Bases 1 to 933 code for a protein of 310 amino acids. Lineage: Eukaryota; Metazoa; Nematoda; Chromadorea; Rhabditida; Rhabditidae.